Messenger RNA from Aplysia californica (California sea hare), 4976 nucleotides. RefSeq names its product putative ankyrin repeat protein RF_0381. Lineage: Eukaryota; Metazoa; Mollusca; Gastropoda; Aplysiida; Aplysiidae. Gene Ontology annotation, molecular function: protein binding. The transcript has 7 exons. Gene Ontology annotation, biological process: intracellular signal transduction. The coding region runs from base 1313 to 2608 and encodes 431 amino acids. The record is from RefSeq and is a predicted model, not a curated record.
UCUAAGGGGAGGGGGGAGUGAGGAGGUUACAAAUACUAUUACGCCCCUCCAGCUUCCCAAAGCAAGUUUGUUCUAUUUAUAUAUAAUAUACAUUUUUACACAUUCGUGCAGACAGACAAGCGGGAUCGGUCUCGAGCAAUUCAAGGAAAGCAACUAUUAGGCGUUCACUGUUCACACAUUUUGUGAGUAGCUUCCCUUGACAUACUCUCCCCACACUGGGGUAUCUAAGGACGCCACUGCCCCACGCAAAGAAUCAUAGGCCAAAGCCUAGUCAUAGAACACGGCGUGCAUGCACCCGCCAGGCAAUAACACGGCUGACAGGGUCAUGUUUAUUACGUUAGCCAACGCUUCGGGCAAGGACAGAGUGGCAGUUCGCUUGCCACGGAUGAUUUGUGUCUGUCAAUAGUGUCAGACAUGAUCCCAUAAGCUUCUAGACAGCUACACCAGGCUAGAUCUAGAAUCCAGUAUCUAGUCCAACAUUCAACUCGGUAUUGCUAUACCUGACUGGUAGCCGUAGGGUGUACGUGGAGUGUGUGGCGAGAUAAAGGCUGGUUUGUCUUCUGUUAUUUUGCUGAAGGGCGUACGUUUUUAAGCUGGCGUGCUAUUUGUGCGAGGCAGAGAGAUUAAAUUAUAAUUUAUUCCUGAAUAAGGUUCGUUUUGCUUUGAGUUGACUUUUAUUGCCUCUUGACUUGAAGCAAUUCAAAUGUAAUAAUGUAAGGACCUUUCCGGAAUUACCAGUUCUAUAUUCUAUUCACUACUCUAUUCAGUAAACCAAGCGCAGCAAUCACGAAAAGGCUCCGACGUCUCUAGGUCAUUUUCAGAUUCUGAGUGCUAUUGGAGUGUUAUGAGUCUUAUUUUGCUUUUUAAGUUUUCUUGAUGAGCUAGGGAUUAUAUGGGACGUUCUUUCGUGUAGUAGAAUUAUAUUGGAUAUUCUGCCACAGAGUGGAAUUUUUAUAGGACAUGUUAUAUAGAUCUAGACAGAUAUCUAUAGAUCUUAUUUUUUAGAGCAUGCAGACAGAGAAAGGAGUAAUUGCAAACUGUACGUUAUCGUGAGUGUCUGUCUCAAGGUCUGGUGCUGGAAGAAAACGAAGUCUGUUACGUUUGCUUUGGUUGAGAAUCUUUCAUAAAAGCUUCUUUUGAUAUUUCUAAAAAUAUAUAGGCCUACUAGAAUGUAAGAUACAUUUUUGAAUGAUUGCUUUUAUACCAUUAGAUAUGACUGGACUUGGGAAAAGUGGGUUCGGAGUAGAAUGAGUUUGUUGUUCAACUUUAUUGUUGAAAAGCAAGACAUAGAGGGAAAGAAAAAAUAACGAGGAUGUCUUCCAAGGCAGUGGUCAAUCCUGCCCUUGGUGAAUUCUUCACUGCUGUCAGAUUUUCCAACUGUAAAAAGAUCAAAAAGAUGCUCAAGGACCGAGUGGUGGAUGUGGAAGACGUAGACCUGUCAGACUCGUGUCGACCCACGGCCAUCAUUGUGGCCAGCGAGUUAGGGCUGCUGGAGGUGGUCAAGACGCUGAUGAGAGCCAAACCCAAACCAGCAGACGUCAAUGCAGAAACCCGAAAAGGACGCAGAGCCAUCUGGUGGGCGGCAAAGUCAAGCAAUCUGGAGCUGGCGCAGCUGCUGGUCUCAGAGAAGAAAUGUGAGGUGAACUACGUGGACAAAGAAACAGGCUGUACCCCCCUGUACCGGGCAAUCAUCUCCAACUGCGCUCCGGUGGCCAGAGAACUGGUACACGCCGGAGCAGAUGUGAACAUUCGAAGACUCGGCUUCGACAUCGGCGCAGAAACACCUCUCAUCAAAUCUGUCCAACUAAACAACCUGGAAAUCUGCGACCUACUCGUGAAUUCUAUGUGCAAAAUUCAUGCCAAGACAGAGGAAGGACUGACUGCUUUACAUUUUUCUAUUGCUUAUCGGCGCUAUGAAAUCUGUGAAUAUCUCCUCAAGAGCGGGAUAAAGGUCAACGCCUGCAGCAACCACGGUGUGACGGCCAUGACGGUGGCAAUAGAACAACACAACCCCUACAUGGUCCGGCUUCUCGUGCAGUUUGGAUACAAACUCAAUAAGCCUUACAAGUGGAGUGAGACACCCUUGGAACAAGCCAUAAAAAUCCACAGCCAGGAAUGUGCCCUCACUCUACUACACUGGGGAUGCAGCCGGAAGAGAAAGAGAAAACAGACGUCGUAUUUCUACCUGGCCGUCAACGAAAAGCAAUGGUCGAUUGUUCGCUUCCUCACUCAUCUGAAUCCGAUGUACUUGCAAGAGACCUGGAUCCGAGCUGCGAAAUGGCCAGUCUCCAUCUAUCACCGCCCCGACGCAAGAGAAUAUCUUCUGAAUGCUGCGAAAGAAGUUUGGACUCUCAAACAAUACUGCAGAGCAGUGGUGUUUAACACCAUCGGUAAAUACGCUCCAGUGAAAAUUGACAAGUUGCCAUUACCGCCGGUGCUGAAAGAAUAUCUCAAGUUCAAUGAGUUUGUGAAAGAGGACUUUUACAUUCAGGAACCUCUGGAGAAAGUGGAGUGUCCGUUUGACUGCCCAACCAUUUGUCCACAGCGUAACUGCCCCGAGCUGGACAUUUCCAUCUCCUCAGAUACGGACUCGGAGUUUGAAAUUUAGGUCUUCUCAGAUGUGAAACAUCCACAGGAAAGUGGUCACACAACAAAGAUGUUGAUGGUUAGAUACCCAAAUAUUAUAAGUAUUGCAAAUUUUAAAAAAAGAUUAUGCCUCUAUCAACACAAUUUAGAUCAUUUAGGAGGCAGGCUUUAACCAUGCCUGUCUGGGCUAACUGGGCUGAGAGGGAUACACCAUCCUGGCAGAAAAAUUUAGUAAACUCGAAUAAAAUUUUCCCUACUCAGGAAAUGAACUCAGGUUUCCUGCAUGUGAUGCAAAAAAAUCUUAAUCAUGGCACCACAGACACUAAUAUAGAUAGCCAGAACAUUGGAAUGGAAUCCGAAUUGUUGCCAUAUCUUUCUCUUUAGGCGACCUGUUCCUGACAAAUCAUACCUUUAUUUUCAAGUGACCUGUUCCUGACAAGAGUGGUAUACAUUGUCAUCAUUCACAGACUCACCAUGUUGUCUGCCAGCUUUACGACUUAUUUCACUUGAAUCAAUCGUUCGUCCUUUUUGAUUGCCAUUGUCAUUCAUUUGAAUCAUUUUGACUGUAAUUCAUUCUAAUCAUUUUGACCGUAAUCCUUUCAAAAUUAUUUUGACCGCCAUUAAUUCAAAUCAGUUUGACGGAAACUUAUUCGAAUCAUUUCGACUGCUAUUCAUUCAAAUAAUUUUGAUCAUCAUUCAUAACCAUUUUGACUAUCAUAUGUAAUCAUUUAGACUGAUAUUCAUAAUGCUCGUGCCUGUUGGUCAUAAUAUAAUUUUUUAGACAAUUAGCCUCAGUGAGUUCAACAACUUUUACCAUUUUUAUUUUUAAAAAUACCUGUGAAGACUACAGCAAAAAACGGCACAGUCACAUUUUGGUGAUUCAGAGAAAUGUUACUUUUUAUUUUAAGUUUUGAACCUCAUAUCUUCCAAAGGAGAUAAAAUUUGCUUCUUUUCUUUUUUAGAUAGAUCCUGAUCUUUUUUCUGUUUGAAAUGUUCUGUCAUGCUAACAUGUUGUGUCUUGAAACUCCCUUGGAGCAUAGCUCAAAGUAUUAAUAAGAAAUGUGAAUGUACUGUUUUUUCCCUUGUGGUCAUUUCGCUUCGUACUUUGGUCAUUGUGUUGUGCAAAGGUAAGCAAUGUUGUCUCACACUAAUUUAUAGUGACUAUACCGGUUUCUUUGACAAUUGUUUUGUUCUCAUUUUCGAGGACACCAUUUCUGUGCAUUCAGAAGCUGAUACAACUGGUCUUGUAAGUUUGCUUGUCGUUGUUGUUGUCGCUGUUGUAAUUGUCAUUGUUAGGUGAAAUCCCAGGACUUGGGUACAUGUGCCAUGGUUCAUGCAGUAUGUGUAGUUGUUGCUGUUGUUGUUAUUGUUGGGGUUGUUACCACAGUUCAGCAUGAUGCUAACUGAGCUUUGGUGUGGAUUACCCUGAUUCAAAACCCAAGUGAACCCCAGAGGAUAUUCUUGAAGUUUGUCUUAAGUUUCCACCAAGGCUCCCCGCCCACUAGUCUCUGUCCUAUUGGACAAGGACAUUAAAUUCGGAGGUCCCGCCUCUUUAGAAUAUCCCUGCAGUGUUGAAUGGGGGGUAGUACCCAUACAUUUACCAGUCCAUUUGAGGUCUCAGAAGCCUCAAAAUUUCACUUGUCCCGCAGAGCUGAAACUACCUCAAUCUCGUGUUUGUUGUGUCUGGCACAGCACAGAGAAGUUGAUGGUUGGCGGGUGCUCUGGUGUGGUUUGCUCCUUCUUUCCUAUCAAAUAUCUAUCAUCAUUCUCUCUUCUUCUUUUCUUUGUAUAUUACUCUCUAAUAACACUUGUAUUUUUGUUUUUUAAACGACUUUUUUGUGCUGCAAUUGGCCCAAAACUCAUCCUAAAAGCAAAAAAAGAGAAAGUUUUUACUCUAUAAAAUGCUAGCAUCAGCACUCGGUUAACAAAACGUCGCACUCUCCUUGUGAGACAAAAGGACUCUUAAAAAAAAAAAUACAAACACUCGCUUAAGAUCAUGAUUGCUUUGAUAGUUUUACAGUACAAAGCGUUCUCUCUCAGCUCAGCCUCUGGGACAGAAACUGGGGUCUCUUACAAGUGGCCUCCUGCGGUGUAAGAGCCUUGCUGAGUAAUAAAGGAAAAUGCUUCACUACACAAAGUGUGAGUGACAGAGGAAAGCCAAUGGUUCAUGUAGCAAUUCUGUGUUGAAACGAGAUAUCUCAAGUUCUGUGAUAAUGAUACCAGAUCUCAAAGUGCUAGUACAUAUUUACAAUGUACAGUUCCAUUUUUGUGUGUGUGUGAGCGAGUGUGUGUGUGCGUUUGGAUACUGUACGAUAUAGUCAUGUGUGCUAUGAAGUGCAGAAAACGGGUAUGGCGUUCAAUAAACGUACAAAAACAAAAUUUGACAAAGA